AGGAGCGUGAGAGUUAGAUGGGAGCAGUUUGCUGCUAAAACGCGAGCUUCAGCAGACUGGCACAGGCGGUGGAAGGGGCACAACAUGCCGGCCACCUGCCCCCGAGCACGGCCGGGGCUUUCUGCGGGCUUUGCAGAAUAUCUGAGGACUUGUUUUUGCAUUUACUAUCUCCAUUGCUCGUGCCCCUCCGUGUCACUCCUACAAAGAAGCCUCGCUGAUUUGGGUUUCUAAUUACCCUGCUGAGAGCAAUGGAGAUACUCAAUAUUUGCAGAAUUUCCGCGUGCUGAAAUCAGGGUACAGGUGGAGGCUCUGGGACUCCUGCCUUUUCGCAUACAGGGGAUUUUUGCCUCGGUGUCACGGCUCGAGCAGUACGAGGGAUUUCUGGCCGAGCUCAGCGUUGAGAAGCUCAGCUCCUGUCCCGCAGCUGAGCUCGUGGCUGUGCCGGUGGGACUCGGAUUCGCAGGGUUCAGAUAGGACAGCUGGUGGGAGAAGUCCCGCAGAAUUACAGACCUGCUGCAGGGUUUAAAGUUCUGGGGAAACAUAAGCAGCUUAGUUCCUGCAGUAGUUGGAGCAGGCUUUUGUUGGAUUCCCUGACCUAUUUCUUUGCCGUGUUAUUUACUUGAACUAAAUUGAAUAUAGCGUAUUAAAAUGUUGUAAUCAAAAAGGGCCUGGCAGCAUGCGGCUUACAUUCUCAUUGCAAUAAGCAUUAACAGUAAAAAUGGAAUUAAAAGAACAGUGGUUUUUUUUUUCAUUUUUUUUCUGACGUUUAGAUGUUGAACUUAGUGAUCUGGUUUAGUGGAGGACUUGUUAGUGUUAGGUCAGAGGUUGGACUGGGUGAUCUUGGAGGUCUCUUCCAACCUAGACAAUCCUGUGAUUCUGUGAUUUUUUCUGUGGGGGGGUUGCAGUUUUUAGUAUAAAUAAAAAUAGCAUUUCUCAUAAUAGAAAUAAUGUAUUUCUAUGGGUGAAAAUUUGUUUUUCAGAGCUAUAUUAAAUGUUUGUUCAUUAUAUUGAUAUAAAUGUGGUAACGGGUCUUUGCUUUGAGUUUCUAGAUGUAAUUCCAAAGAGUGUUGAAAAGCUGAGAUUAUUCACAGAAAUAUGCUUUUUUUUUUCCUUUCCUCGUUUUCUCUUUGUAAUAUUUUGUUUUAAUCAGGCAAAUUGUAUUGCUUUCCAUCCUCUGCUUCCACUUGAACUCUGAAUUCUGCUUCAGGAGCUUUUACACUUCUAUUCUUAGGAAUUUUUGCAGGUCACAUGCAAAGCCAUGUGUGUGCAUGCAUGCGUGGAUGUCUUUAGACAGCAUACCAAUAAUUAGAAUAACCCUGCAAAGUGAUGGCUUUGCUUCAGGAGAACCCAGUGCAAAAACAGAAACUUUCCUCUGUUUUCAGGGUCUUUGUAAACAGAAGUUUAGCCAUGGAAAAGAUAAAGUGCUUUGGGUUUGAUAUGGAUUAUACGCUUGCCGUGUAUAAAUCCCCUGAAUACGAAUCUCUUGGAUUUGACCUGACCGUAGAAAGAUUAGUUUCCAUUGGAUACCCUCAUGAGCUGCUCAAUUUUGUGUAUGAUCCUGCAUUCCCUACCAGAGGCCUGGUGUUUGAUACCCACUAUGGAAACCUGCUGAAAGUUGAUGCCUAUGGAAACCUCCUGGUGUGUGCACAUGGCUUUAAUUUCCUCAGAGGGCCUGAAACGCGGGAACAAUACCCAAACAAAUUUAUCCAGAGGGAUGACACAGACAGGUUUUACAUUCUGAACACGUUGUUCAAUCUACCAGAGACCUACCUUUUGGCUUGCCUAGUGGAUUUCUUUACUAACUGUGACCGGUACACUAGCUGUGAAACAGGGUUUAAAGAUGGAGACCUCUUCAUGUCCUUCAGGAGUAUGUUCCAAGAUGUCAGAGAUGCUGUUGACUGGGUUCAUUACAAGGGAUCGCUCAAGGAAAAGACCCUUGAGAAUCUGGAAAAGUACGUGGUGAAAGAUGGGAAGCUGCCUCUGCUGCUCAGCCGCAUGAAUGAAGUCGGAAAGGUGUUCCUGGUCACAAACAGCGACUACAAAUAUACAGAUAAAAUUAUGACCUACUUGUUUGACUUUCCACAUGGACCAAAGCCUGGGAGUGCCCACCGGCCGUGGCAGUCCUACUUUGACCUGAUCCUGGUGGAUGCCCGAAAACCCCUCUUCUUUGGGGAGGGCACCGUGUUGCGGCAGGUGGACACGGUGACCGGGAAGCUGAAGAUUGGUACCUACACUGGCCCACUGCAGCAUGGCAUCGUGUACUCUGGAGGCUCCUCAGACACAGUCUGUGACCUGCUGGGGGCCAAAGGGAAGGAUAUCUUGUACAUCGGAGACCACAUCUUUGGGGACAUCCUCAAAUCCAAGAAGCGCCAGGGCUGGAGGACCUUCCUGGUGAUCCCCGAGCUGGCACAGGAGCUGCACGUCUGGACUGACAAAAGCGCCCUUUUUGAAGAGCUGCAGAGCCUGGACAUUUUCUUGGCCGAGUUAUACAAGCAUCUGGACAGUAGCAGCAAUGAACGCCCUGACAUCAGCUCCAUCCAGAGACGCAUUAAGAAAGUGACCCACGACAUGGACAUGUGCUACGGGAUGAUGGGCAGCCUCUUCCGCAGCGGCUCCCGGCAGACGUUGUUUGCCAGCCAGGUGAUGCGCUACGCCGACCUCUACGCAGCCUCCUUCAUCAACCUCCUCUACUACCCCUUCAGCUACCUCUUCAGAGCCGCGCACGUCCUGAUGCCACACGAGUCCACGGUAGAGCACACGCACGUUGACAUCAACGAGAAGGAGUCGCCGAUGGCCACGCGCAAUCGCACCUCAGUGGAUUUUAAAGAUUCCGACUACAAGCGGCAUCAACUGACCCGCUCCAUCAGUGAGAUCAAACCGCCCAACCUCUUCCCCCAGGCACCUCAGGAAAUCACACACUGCCACGAUGAAGAUGACGACGAGGAAGAGGAGGAGGAGGAGGAAGAGGAGGAAGAGGAAUAAGAAGGAAAAAGCAAAGCAUCUCUGAAGACAAACCAUGACUCUAGCAGUGAUCAGGAGCAGAGUCCUAUGUGGGGGCCCUUGGGGUGAUGGGUUUGGGGGGGUGUGAUUCUUGCAAAAGGCACAUUUUGAAAGUGUCCGGAAACUUUUAACAAAUUAACACUAAUCAGGAGGAGACCCUUGUUUUCAGUUUUGCAGACGGUUCAAAAAGCCGAAGGAUUCUGCCCGGGUGGUGCAUUCAGAUCGGACUGCCUGCCCGUGCUGUAAUGCUGCUCCCAUUACCUUUGGGGAUGCUGCAUGUUUUUCCCUUUCCCAUGACGUGUUCCAUUUGAUUUUCAUUUGAACGGUGUCCUGUAAACGGUUUUCGCCAUUUGUUACAUUCACUGUGAAGGAGGAAGGGAUGUGCUGGGCCCUGCAGGAGGCAAAACGAUCCAAAUCCUCCUGCCCGUGGGGUUGCUGCCCUUACCUCUCUUCUUCUGUGUUACAACCACCACCCUCCUGCUGGCCACGGCGCUGCUGUGGCUUCCAGCUCUGCGUUCACCCUCUGCUUGGUGUGAGUUUCUCCAUGUAAGUGGUUCGAUUCCUCCGUCCGUCACAGCGGUGGGAUUCCGGCUCUUACUUGCACAGCUGCAGCUGUACACAUUUUGGCUUGUAGGCGCCUGUUAUCCCCUCCCCGUGUUUCAGAGCUUUCUUUCAUCAUUGGCAUGUGAUGCAUGACUUCCAGCGCGUUUCUCCAGCAGCUGAGCCGCACGCCGUGUUCUCAACUCGUUCUGUAGUUUCACCAGUAAAUAUUAACCCAGCAGCUCGAAGCUCCCGCUUUAGCGUUACGUUAGCUUGUUUUCCUCACUGCCUGUUACUGACCUUCCUGUCUGCUCAGCUUUAAGAAAGCGAAGCAUCCCAAAGACAAAACCAGCCACCAUCUGGAGCGAAAGGGCCUGUUUUCCAGGGUGCUGCGGGCCGCGCGUGCCUGCCCUAAACCAGGAGCGAGCACACGCCGCAGGGCCAGCCCCGCGGUGCGAGCCGGGACGCUCCCGUCCUGCAGGCAGCUGCCUUUGCCUUUGACCUGGCACGGAGCACGCAGAAGCUCACCGCAGGGAGCCGUGAGCCAGCCCGGGGACGGUGCGGGGACAGGGCACGGCCGGGCAGCAGCGCCCGGUGGCUUCCCUCCGUGUCCUGGGUGCAGCCUCCCUUGCUCCAGCCUGUGUCGUUCGCGUCUGAAGGGAUUACAGCGGGGGCCCUCUUGUAACGAAUUCGACUGUUGUUUCAGUACCAUAAAUGCAUUUAAUCUUUUUCUUUUUUCUUUUUUUUUUUUUUUCCAUUUUAAAGUACCUUAGGAGAAAAUAAACAAAAUACACACCGCCAUCUGAGCAGGAAAUGCUGCUGCUGAAGUGGCAGUUUUCAAGUCAAUAAAUCUUGAUGUUUC
This is a messenger RNA of Cygnus atratus (black swan), 4402 nucleotides long. It is a transcript of the gene NT5C2, whose product is annotated as 5'-nucleotidase, cytosolic II. The record is from RefSeq and is a predicted model, not a curated record. Gene Ontology annotation, molecular function: 5'-nucleotidase activity. The transcript is spliced from 17 exons. Bases 1327 to 2982 code for a protein of 551 amino acids. Lineage: Eukaryota; Metazoa; Chordata; Aves; Anseriformes; Anatidae. Gene Ontology annotation, biological process: adenosine metabolic process; IMP metabolic process.